CAAUCAGGAGGCGGAAGCGCGGCGGGGGCGGGAAGGUUGUAGAGCUGCACGUUGGGUUGGGUUUGCUGUUCUCUAAGUGGUCGCGCCCCCUUUGAGAGCGCGAUCGGACGGCGAGGCGGUCCCGGGCGCUCUCGCGUCCCUGGCGAUUGCAAAGCGCUGACCAAUUACCACUGAACACAGUUGAAACAGAAAAUAGGAAAAUGGCAGCAAACUCUUCAGGACAAGGUUUUCAAAACAAAAAUAGAGUUGCAAUCUUGGCAGAACUGGACAAAGAGAAAAGAAAGUUACUAAUGCAGAACCAAUCUUCAACAAAUCAUCCUGGAGCUAGCCUCUCACUCUCGAGACCCUCUCUUAAUAAGGACUUCCGGGACCAUGCAGAGCAACAGCAUAUCGCAGCCCAACAGAAGGCAGCUUUACAGCAUGCACAUGCACAUUCAUCUGGAUACUUCAUAACUCAAGACUCAGCAUUUGGGAAUCUUAUUCUCCCUGUUUUACCUCGCCUUGACCCAGAAUGAAGAAAGUAUUUGCAAUGAAAGUGACUUUGUAAUAUCAAAUGCCAAAGCUACUAUCAUUCAGUGCUAUCCAGACUGUGACUUUCAGGAUUUUGGUGAACUUUUAUAUUUUUUGCUUCUGUCAAAAGAAAGUUAUGUGCAAGUCAAAGAAAAAAAAAGGAAAGUGAACAGGAUGAUGAGAGCUUUGGAAGCUGUGUUACCUGAGGACGUGCUCAUGCUACCUGUGACAGACUUUUUUGCAAUGCAGUUUGAUUUCUAAUCUUAAUCAGACUCUGAAUUAGAUGGUCACAUAAUGUACCUGCAACCCCCAUCUAGUUGUCUUACUAUAUCAUGUCCACAGUAGACUUUCAAGAGCCAUUUAUAGUACUUAACUUUAAAGAAUGAGGGUGCUUUAUAAAAAUGUGAACCAAGAGGCUUAAAUAACAUUCAUAUUUGCUGUUUAUAGAACUGAUAUCAGUGUAUCUUUUGAAUUUAUAGUUGACAUAUCAUCCGGAAAUAUCCUUUAACUCAUCAUUGGUUCCUCUAUUGUCAAUUUUAAAGCCCAAGACUAAAUUAUCAAUCUUAACAUCAUUUAUAAACUCUACCACUAUAAAUGAUGUGACUAAAUGCUAUUAAAAAUGAUGAUAAAAAAUGUGGUUUUCAAAUUUAUGCAUGCUCUUAUUUAGUAUUACUACAUGAAUUGUGUGCCUGCAUGGGUUUGACUGUUUUAUCUGACUUAAAAUGUAUGCAAGUUGAGCCCCUUUUAAAUUACUUUAAGGUGGAAGGAGUUUUAAGUAAGUUUCUCAACCUGACACAUCUUUAAUAGAAUCUGAGAUCCAAAAUGCUUAUUUAAGUAUGCAAUCCCCACUGCCUUACCCCAGGCCUACAGAAUUUGAAUCUCUACUUGAAAAUAAAGUCUAAAAACUGUGGGUUGGAGAAUUCAAUAUUCACAUAUUUAUAAAUUCACAGAUUUGUAGAUCCCUGGAACGUAGAGGUCAUUUGCUAAAAAAAAAAAAAAAACCUACAUUUUUAAACUUUUAAUAGAAUUGAAUUAUUUUAUACUAUAUCACAGAUAAAGCACUUUAUAUGACUACUUAUAACUGAACUCAUCUUGACCUUGAGUCCUUCCUCUCUGAUGGUAAGGGGAAGUUUAAACUUAAAAUCAGUUCCCAGUUUGGGUCAAUAUUUAAUCAAAGUUCAUCUCCCUUUCCAAAGAGUUCCUGCCUUCCUUUCUCCCUCCCUCCCUCCCUAAAAUAUUUGCACCAACCACACACUCCUAUCUUACCCAAACUAAUUAAAGCAGAAGUGGACAAUUAUAGGCAUGGCUGUGCCGUGUAGUUUGAAUAUUUGGACUGAUUUUCUUCAUUUGGGGGAGGCUGUUGGCUGUCCUCACUGUGACAGUCACCUCCACUGCACAGGUGCACUUACUCCUGCUGUGGGGGUGCUGAGUUCUGGGGCCUCCAGCUCCUUUCCUGCCUCAGGUCCAUCCCAGUAUUCCUUGGCCCUCCUUAUUGUGGCCCUCAUUUUUUAUGAAUUAAUUUGACCUACUGCCAUGAAUCUAAGUCUAUCUACUGUACUAGGGAGGUAAGAAAUUUGGAUUUAGUUUUUAUACUUUUGAAGCCUCUUCCUGAUGUGACUUUUAUAACCUAGGUAAAGAGAUCUUUUUUCCAGUGGCAUCUUUUCUAGUUUCUUAGCCUUUUAAAUAGAUGCUACCUAAAUCCCACAGUGCGGGAUAGUAAGCACAUACCUUUCUUUGAGUCACCUGCAAAUUCAAUUUGAUUCCAUAUAUAAGUAUUAAUACUUUGUGCUUGGGGGCGGAAUGAUGAGUGCAGCCUGCUCUUUAUAGAUGUCUGUCAGUGGCGAGGAGCUGACUGAGGUGCAGCAGGAACCUUAGGUGAGGAAGCCAGAGGGAGGGAGCGGCACACAGAGGUGUUGGGAGCAGGCAGCAGUCUGAACAGGCCUGGGGUAUUGCUGUGAUUUUGCCUGGCUGGGAAGGGCAGAGCUGAUCCAAGCAAAGGUCAGGAUUUCCUAAUCAAAGAGAAGUAGGAGCGAGGACAGUUGCAAGGACUGCAGUGGAUAGUAGAAAGGGAGCAGUGGACUGAGAAGCCUUGAGGUGGGUGAAUUUGGGUCACUUAACCUCUCUUUACAUGACACCAUCUCAUCUGUAAAAUAGUAAUUGGAUACUGUCUACUUUAUAAAACGGUGCAGACAUAUUUUUCAAGUAUCUAAUAAAAGUUCAUCUCCCUUUUCAAAGUUUCUUCUGGUCUCAACCUCUUACUGAAUUGAGAAGCCAACUUAAUGCUUCAGUAGUGUGCAGCCAGCACUUCCCGCCCUUGGAAAAGUUAAACACAUCAGCAUUUGUCUCAUGCAGCAAUAGAAGUUUUGUUUCUCAAAUCCCUGUUUCUGUGUGAGAGUAUUUUACUUGCUUUGCUUACUAUUUGUUCCACAGAUAUUUAAGUUCUUUAAGGGCAAGGGUUUUGUUUCCCUCUCCUUUUGUCUUUGCUCAUCACUGUAUUCCACUUAGAAUAGCAUUUAGUAUCUACUUAAUGAAGAAAUAUUUAGUGAAUAUAUACGACCUGGAUCAUGCUAUAAAAGGUUUUAAUGGUGUAUCAUGGCAAAAAGUUUUGAAAGCUACUGCUAAAUAAUACAGAUAAUAGUGCUUUGAUUCUGGAAUAAAAACCAAAAGGACUCAAAUCACUUCAAAUGCAGAAGUUUUCCCCUGCCCCCAACAGUCUCUGAGCUGUCUCAUUAAGUUGUCUCAGUUCUUUGCUUCAUCACUUUAGCAACAAAAUGCAGCCUUUUAUGAAUUUCAAGGUCCACUGACUUGAGGGUGAGAACAGAAGACCAAUCGAGAGAGCGUCAGUUCAUUACUGCCUUUCAGCCCACUACCAGGACCCCAUCAGCUCUAGCACCAGCCCCCUGCAACAGCAUUACCCUCAACCUGUAACUGCGGGUUGCUUUCCUUACUCUGAAUGCACAAUGAUUGGUACCAAGUAGAUACAUUUGUUUUUUCAAUGAGCAAAUAGGUAAAAGAGAAUUUAUCCUCAAGAAUCUGACAGUCUGCAGUGGGCACACUUAGGGGGGGACAAUGGUACACAGUUGGAAGCUGUAGGACCUUUCUGAACGGAAGCAUAGUGAUAAGUCAAUUAGACCCUCAUCAGCGCUUGGGAAGGGGAGCUUUUGAGGCACCAGAAGACUACUAUUCUUGAUUUCUAGUGCAAAGUCAGUAUCAGGUGUGUUCAAUUUACAUCAACACCCCAACUCCAGUCCUGUUUAGCUCUGCGGUCUCAUCUCAGUUUUUACACCCUUACCUCCAAAUUCUCAUCGUCUACCUUUUCUCUCCUAUAUCUCUACCCCCCUAGAGCCUUUUAGAGAAAAAAGACAGCAUUCUCAGAGUAUUCAUUUCACCUUCAUGGCAGUUCAGUGAGGCAGUGAAGUGGGUAUUCUUAGUAAUCUCAGCUUUGAUUCUUCCUUUCCUCCUUCCCAGUGAUGUUUAGAUUUUCAUUGGGUCCACCCCUCCCCCAGUACAGCCAGUGAGCUUCAAGGGAAGUGGACUCUGCCCCAGCAAAAGCAGUGGGUCUUACAUGCGUCAACCCCAUCAGGGUAAUUCCUUUUGGCCACUGCCCGUCAGCACAUGGUAUUUCAUAGACCACAGGAAUUGGUUCAAGAUUGAACGUAUUAUUCAAGUAAGACUCCAGGAUAUGUGUGUGUGUAUGUGUGUGUGUCUAUAUACACACACAUAUGUAUAUA
Molecule: messenger RNA, 4241 nt
Organism: Talpa occidentalis (Iberian mole)
Lineage: Eukaryota; Metazoa; Chordata; Mammalia; Eulipotyphla; Talpidae
Gene: INIP
Product: INTS3 and NABP interacting protein
Exons: 5
Coding region: 201-515 (104 amino acids)
Biological process (GO): DNA repair
Cellular component (GO): nucleus; SOSS complex; nucleoplasm
Source: RefSeq, a predicted model, not a curated record